Messenger RNA from Paramecium sonneborni, 1923 nucleotides. Lineage: Eukaryota; Ciliophora; Oligohymenophorea; Peniculida; Parameciidae. The record is from the annotation of a GenBank genome assembly.
AUGCUCUAAUUAAUAGAUAUUUAUCUGCUGCAAAAUUAAAAUUUUACUACAGGUAUUAUUCUAGUUAGUUUGUAGUUAACAACUCAAUUAAGAAAUAUGUACAAUCUUUAUCAUUUUCUUUAGAAGUGAAAGCAUAAUACAUUUCCACCUUUAUAUAUAAACUGAUUGCAAAAUAAUUCCCUAAUGAACAAUUUUGUUAGAUAUCAUCAGGAAAUUUUCGGCUAACAAUUACCACACUGGUAGUUACGAUAAGUCUAUCCUAUUAUGGGAUGUUAAAACAGGAUAAUAAAAAGCUAAAUUCGACAGUCAUAGAGCUAUUAUCAACUCAGUUUGUUUUUCUUCUGAUAGUAAUAUAUUAGCUUCUGUUAGUGAAGAUAGGUCUAUAUGGGAUGUCAAGACUAGAAAAAAAAAGCCAAAUUAAAUGUUUAGAAUUAAGGAGCCAAUUCAGUAUGCUUCCCACCUGAUGGAACUAUUUUAGCAGCUAGCAGUAAAGACUAUUCUAUCCGUUUAUCGGAUGUUAAGACAGAAGAAUAAAAAGCCAAAUUAGAGAGUCAUAGAGGUAUUAUCAACUCAAUUUGUUUCUCACCCGAUGGAACUAUGUUAGCAUCUAGCAUCUAGAGUAGAGAAUAUUUUAUUCGUUUAUGGGAUGUUAAAAAAAGUAGAAAAAGAACCAAAUUGGAUGCUCAUAAUAAAGGAGUCAAUUCAGUAUGCUUCUCUCUGGAUGGAACUAUUUUAGCAUCUUGUGGUUAAAGUAACUUUAUAAGUUUAUGGGAUUUUAAGACAGGAUAAUUAAAAACUUAAUUGGAUGCUCAUACAACUUAAGUCUAUUCAAUAUGUUUCUCUCCUGAUGGAACCAAAUUAGUAAGUGUAGAUAGGCUCAUAUUUUUAUGGAAUGUUAAGACACAAUAAUAAAAAGCACAACUGAAUGAUUAUUGUGGUUCUUUCUUUUCAGUAUGCUUCUCCCCUGAUGGAAAUACAUUAGCAUUUGGUAGUGUAGAUAAGUCUGUUCAUUUAUGGGAUGUUAAUGCAAGAUUAAAAUAAAGCAAAUUUGAUGGUCAUAGUGGAACUGUCUGCUCUGUAUGCUUCUCACUUGAUGGAACUAUAUUAGCAUCAGGUAAUUAUGAUAAUUCUAUCUAUUUAUGGGAUGCUGAGACAGGACAAUAAAAAGCCAAAUUAGAUGGUCAUUGUGGCUAAGUUCAAUAAAUAUGCUUUUCUAAUGAUGGAACCACAUUAGCAUCUGGUAGUUAUGAUUGUUCUAUUCGGUUAUGGGAUGUGAAAAAAUACAAUAAAUUGAAUCUUAAAAUAAGCGAUACAAAGAUAUAGAAGCUUAAUUUGAAACUCCCUUCAAUUAAAACAAUCCUGUUGCAGAAGGUAGUAUUUAUCAAUAUAUUCUAGCUUCAACUAAUAUUACUAUUCUCCUAAUAUCCUAAUCAACCUUAUUUUAAGCACAAGGAGCUCUAAUUCUUGAGGGCAAGUUUGAAAAUUAAUCAGAAAUAGAUUUUAAAAUCUUAAUUAAACAAAGAGGAAGUCUAAUUUUGGAAAAUUUGUUAAACAGUCUUCAUAUGCCAGCAAUAUUAACAAACCUAAUUAUUUUCAUAAUUAUUUCUUCCAUUAUUUUAACAAGCUUUAAUUAUAUUAAGUAUUUUAAUUCAAAAAUAAAUUUUUCAUUUAUAAGAAUUUGAAUACUAGCUAAAAUCCAAAAUAGAAGCUUGCUAUUUAGAAAUAUAGUAAAUUAUCGAAGUAAAUGUGAUUAAUAUCAUUUAGUUUUCAUUCGAUAGAAUUGAUAAUUAUUUUGAUUAAACAAUUGAUGAUGUAUAGAAGAACUUUAGUUCAAAAUUCAAAGAAUCAUAACAAUUAAUCCUUCCAUAAUAAUUUGUUUAAUUAUCAAUUAAAAGAUUUCGAAAAUUAAAAAUUUAUUAAUGA